UAGCCAUUUAGGUACAUUUGGGCAGACAACACAUAAAUUGGUGACGUAUUAAUUAUAUGCUACCAGCAGACUCCGACAGAGUAUUGUUUGUUCAUUUAUUACACCGUUAAUUUGAAGAGGAGAUGUCACUUAAUCUGCGUUGUAAGUCCAAGGCAGGACAGCAUUAUCUCAAGGAUCUAAAUGCAACAUCUACAGUUUCUGUAUUAAUGGAUAGACUUCAUGAGUUGACCCAUAUACCUCGAGACUGCAUCAAAGUCAAGCAAGGAUACCCACCGAAGGUCAUUGAUCUCUCAAAGGAGUCUGAUGAGUUAUCUACCCUGCCUUUCCAAUCUGGUGACACACUCAUUGUGGAAGAAGAUGUAUCUUUGAGAAAAAAGAGACAACAAAAUGUUGAUAAUGUUCUUCAAGAUCAAAUAAGUACGUGUUCAGGAAUGCUUAUGAGGAAAGUUGUUCCUGCAGAUAAUUGCUGUUUAUUUACAAGUAUUGACUGUGUUACUAAUCACGGUAAAGUUGAUUUAUCUAGUUCUACACAGAUGCGAGAGUUGAUAGCAGGUGUUGUUAUGAGUGACCCUGUAACAUAUGAUACAGCCAUGCUUGGAAAAAGUAACUCAGAUUAUUGUAAGUGGAUAAUGAAGGCCGAUUCAUGGGGUGGAGCGAUUGAAAUUUCUAUUUUAACAAAGUAUUAUGGUAUAGAAAUAGAUGUUGUGGAUACGCAAACGGGUAGAAUUGACAAAUUUGGUGAAGAUCAAGACUACAAAGAAAGGGUGCUACUUAUAUAUGAUGGUAUUCAUUAUGACCCACUGGUCCUGGAACCACUAGUCCCGGGUGAUGCAAUACACACAGUGUUUAAAACUAAUGAUGCUAACAUACUGUCACAAGCUAUAGAAAUUGGGAAUGAAGCAAAGCAGGCGAGGCAGUUCACAGAUGUUGGAAAUUUCACUUUAAGGUGCUUGAUAUGUCAAUUGAGUCUGAGAGGUGAAAAAGAAGCACAGAGUCAUGCCAAGUCAACUGGACACAUUAACUUUGGAGAGUAUUAGUUAUAUUAAUCGAAUUUGGUGCAGCAUCCAUAUUAGAUUAAUGAAUUUUAAUUGAUAUAUUCACAUUUCAUUGCUAAUCAAUAUUAAAGUUACUUUAUAGUCAUUGUUCAACUGUAUGCAGGUAUGGAAUGGCUUAUUGGUCAAAAAUCAAAACCUUCUGUCUCAGUUUGGGGAAGGACCAGUGAAAUACUGCUGAUAGUCCAGAUUUGCCCUUCCCUGACCUAGGGCAAUUGACAGACAAGUUUUUAGCUCGACUAUUCGAAGAAUAGGUGGGCUAUACUACUCGCCCCAGCGUCCGGUUAAAGUUUUAGGGCAAGUUGGGAUUUUCACUUAUAAGUCCAAUACCCUACAUUCAAUUGACUUAAUACUUCACGCAGUUGUUUAGGGCCAUCACAUGGUGAGGUUAGAUAACUCCAUAUUAUUCUUUACACAGAUUAUGGCCCCUGAUUGACUAUGGAACUUAGGUUAAAGUUUUAGGGCAAGUUGGAAUAUUUAUUAAUAACUUCUAUAUCCUUUGUUCAAUUGACUUAAUACUUCACACAGUUGUUCAGGACCAUCACACAAUGAGGUAACAUAACUCCAUAUUAUCCUAAAUACAAGUUAUGGCCCCUGAUUGACUUAAAGUUUUAAGGCAGGUUAAAGUUUUAGGGCAAGUUGGGAUUUUCACUUUAAACUCCAAUACCAUUCAAUCAAUUGACUUAAUACUUCACACAGAUGUUCAGAGCCAUCACAUAAUGAGGUUAGAUAACUCCAUAUUAUCUUUUAUACAAAUUAUGGCCCCUGAUUGACUAUGGAACUUAGGUUAAAGUUUAAGGGCAGGUUGGGAUAUUGUUUAAUAACUUCUAUACCCUUCAUUCAAUUGACUUAAUACUUCACACAAUUGUUCAGGACCAUCACCCAAUGAGGUUACAUAACUCUAUAUCCUUAAUACAAGUUAUGGCCCCUGAUUGACUUUGGUUACAGUUUUAGGCAAGUAAAAGUUAAGGGCAAGUUGGGAUAUUAAUAAAAAAACUUCUAUACGGUUCAUAAAAUGCACUUAAUAAAAUUCAAAAUUAUUAACGACCAUCUUACAGCAAGAAACAGAACUCCGUUUUAAGCCUUAAUACAAAUUAUGGCCCUUUAUUUUUUUGUUUUAAUUUCCUUUGAAAGGCAUAUUUGUAUAUCCUUAACCACAUUUUCAUAAUGAGAAAUCAAGUUAUUUGAAUGACUUGCGUCAUUGUUUGGGUGGGCUGGUGGGAGGGCAGCAUCAAAGUCACCUUAUGUAUCGAAUAAUUUAAGUUAGGUUUGGCAUAAAGAGAUCAAACUUGGUAUUAUUACAUGUCGUUAUUGUAUUCUAACUCAAAGCGGCGUAGUCGAGCGCUCUGUCUUACGACGGCUCUUGUUUAUGUUUACAUUUACAUUUUUUAUACGACCGUUCAUUGAACAGGAUAUACAUUAUUAAUUUAUUAUAAAUUAGCCUGCGGCGUAGGGACGGGUGGGCAGUUAGGCAGACGGCAGCCAGUAUGUUGUCAAUAUGAUCAAUAACUUUAGAAGCAAUUGUCCAAUCAUCAUCAAGUUUGGUCAGAAUGUGCAAAAGUUUGUACAAGUUUGAUAAACAGCUGUAUAGCUUGUGUCACUCGAAAGUUAUCACCCUUUAAUUUUUGAAAUUACCUAAAAUGAGACUUGUCCGAUAAUAACUUUAGAAGCUUUUGUCCAAUCAUCACCAAAUUUGGUCAGAAUGUGCCUGUCUGGUUUAAUAACUUCUGCACUCCAGAGUUAUGACCCUUGAAUUGACAUUAACUGUAUUAACAGUUUCUGCUCUUUAAAUUUGGCUUAAAGUUCAACCAUUUACACGUAUCACCAAACUUGGUAGUCCUAAAAAAAGGAUGUGCAAUUUUUGUGAUAGUUGGCUCCCUUGUUAUUUCAGAAAAUUAAAAAUCACAUUUUAAUUAAUAAGUUUGCGCAAUAUUUUGUAGAAUAAAAAAAUACCAAAGUGGAGCAAGACAUGUAGCAGGACUGAGGUGAAAUUAAAAUUGUAACAUUCCUGAGUUGCUUCCCAUGUGGCUAAUGUAAAAUGUUAUCAAACACAUAUUUCACAACAAAAAGUACAUACCGCAUACAUUUGAAUUACUGUUCCAAUUUAAACUGGAGUUUUCAAUAAGAUAAAAGAUGUGAAAGAUGUCUGAUCUUACUCUUUAAUUACAGGUAAUUGAAAAAUAUGAAUAUAUCUAUGAAAUGUUUAUAAAUGUAGCGCUUUGAGGUGUUAUGAAAUAAAUCAAAUCAAAUCAAAUGCAUUUACACAGAAGAUUAUUCUGGAUAGUGAUGGGUGACCUUAUUGGACUUUUCACUGGUGAUAAUAAACAGUAACUUACUAUGUUGUUUAAAUGCACAUGUACUUCAUGUUUUACUUGCUUGAAAUGCCUGUCCUUAUUUUAUGACGUUAUGUGGAUGAAAUAGUUUAUUGCUUGUGUGUGUUUGAAAGUAACCUAACUAGAAAUUUGAAUGAGAAAUUUUGUACUAAUUGUCAUGAUGUAUGGUUACACAUUAUACCUCAAACUUAUUUCAAUUUUGUUCAGAGCAUAUACUUACUAUAAUGAAAAUAAUAAUAAUAAUAAUAGUAAUAAUACAUCUUUGUAAAUAGUAUAAUUAAAUAUUUAAUCAGAACUAGUAAUUAACUUCUUCAACAUCAGUGUUUAAGAGGAGAGUUCUAAAAAAGUUUACAUUGUGGCAUUUAAGUGAGUUUAGUUGAAACAACUCUUAGUUUCUGUAUUAAAAUUGUAUAAUGUUAGUUCUCUUUAUAUUGUGACUAGCAUGAUUAUAAUGAACAGUUAUUUUGAAACAGAAAAAUAAAGUUGACAUGUAAAUUAGAUGAUACCUGAAUGUCUUUUUUAUACAUGUUGUAUCAUGAAUUAAAAAUGAAAUACACAUGUACAUGCUU
Molecule: messenger RNA, 3954 nt
Organism: Mya arenaria
Lineage: Eukaryota; Metazoa; Mollusca; Bivalvia; Myida; Myidae
Product: ubiquitin thioesterase OTU1-like
Exons: 2
Coding region: 123-1037 (304 amino acids)
Biological process (GO): endoplasmic reticulum unfolded protein response; protein deubiquitination
Cellular component (GO): cytosol; nucleus
Molecular function (GO): cysteine-type deubiquitinase activity
Source: RefSeq, a predicted model, not a curated record